GCGGUCUCCCACGGUCUUCGACGGCCCACGCCAUCCGGUUCCUCUAUUUACAGUUCCCACGCGCGAGAUUUUCCCUUCACGGUCGCUCUCCCGCGUUUGCAAGCUUCCAACAUCCAGACGAUAUGUGCGGGGGAGCGAUCCUAGCCGAGCUCAUCCCGGCGCGGGUGCACCGCCCGCUGACGGUCGCCACGCUCUGGCCGGCGGCGGCGGCCGAUGGCAGGACCACUACCGCCGGCCGCAAGCGGAAGGCGUCCGACGUCGACGAGUCCGAGGCCGCAACCGACGACGAGUUCGAGGCCGAGUUCCGGCUUUUCGAGGAGGACGAGGAACCGUCUCCGGCCGCCUCGCCUGAAGCCGUCGGUGGCCGCAGGUCCAGGACUGCCCCUUCUCCUGCAGUUUCAGGCGCCGCCGUUUCCACGAGUCCGGGUCCAAGCAGCCACAAGAAGUACAGGGGCGUCCGGUACCGGCGGUCGGGCAGGUGGGCGGCGGAGAUCAGGGACCCGCGGCAGGGGCGGCGCGCGUGGCUCGGCACCUACUGCACCGCCGAGGAGGCCGCCCGGGCGUACGACCGCGAGGCCCGCCGGAUCCGCGGGAAGAGCGCGCGCCUCAACUUCCCGAUCCCGCACGAGGACCUGCCCAGGCGGCGAACGCCGGUGGCCAUCGACCUGAACGUUGCGGCAGUUUCCGAUGAUCUCGACACCGUGGAUGUUGACGGAGAUGCGGGUGACAUUCGCCAUGAAGAGAUGGGCGGUGAGGCGGUGAGGCGCACGAUAGCGUGGAUCAAGGAACUGAUAACGCAGGGUCCUCAGGACGAGAGGAUCGUGCCUGAACUGAAGAUGAACGGAGCGUUGCGGUAUGCGGCGUUGAUCGCCGAAUGCAGCCGUCAGAUGGAGGAGAUCGCCGCCCUGCGGAGGGACCUCGAGACCCACGAGAGGCAGCUUGUCCGGCUGGUUUCGAAUGUGCUUCGUUGAUCACUCCAAUAACGUGGAGCUGAAAUUAGCACUGAUGUUUGCAGAGUCAGGAAGCUUUAGUAUGUAUGCUGAUCGCUGGAUUAUAUAUGUAUGUUUAUGGCGUGAAGUGUGAACAAUGUAUUUGUGAUAGAAGAGCACUAGAACAGUAAUGAGUGAGAAGAUCUUGCCAUAACGAUGAUGACAAGGUCGAACAUUUUCAAGCUUUUUUUUCGAA
This is a messenger RNA of Setaria italica (foxtail millet), 1185 nucleotides long. Its product is annotated as ethylene-responsive transcription factor RAP2-12. The coding region runs from base 123 to 971 and encodes 282 amino acids. The record is from RefSeq and is a predicted model, not a curated record. Gene Ontology annotation, biological process: ethylene-activated signaling pathway; regulation of DNA-templated transcription. Lineage: Eukaryota; Viridiplantae; Streptophyta; Magnoliopsida; Poales; Poaceae. The transcript is spliced from 3 exons. Gene Ontology annotation, molecular function: DNA binding; DNA-binding transcription factor activity.